Cylicostephanus goldi is the source of this 339-nucleotide messenger RNA. Lineage: Eukaryota; Metazoa; Nematoda; Chromadorea; Rhabditida; Strongylidae. The record is from the annotation of a GenBank genome assembly.
UGGACAUAUGAAGAAUUUGGUCGUCGAUACCGCGUACUCUUUCCGGAAGGAAAAGCAAUGUGGCGCGAUAACCCGCGACAAUUCGCUGAAAAAGCAUGCCACAAAUGUCUCGAGGAAGGAAAAUUUGCCCUGGGCAAAACAAAAAUCUUUUUCCGUACUGGACAAGUUGCUCUUUUGGAACGAAUUCGGCUCGAAACUCUGAGCGCAUCCGCAGUGCUGAUUCAAUCGAGAUGGCGUGGAUAUGUUGCUAGGAAGAAAUAUGAGACCAUGAUGAAGAGCAUACGUACUAUACAGGCUUGCACUAUCACAUGUCACCUGCUGAAAAUUUUUCUCAGCUGA